ACCAAACUCAGCCCCAUCCCGCUCUCACCAGCCUGAUUUACACCGGACCGGCGGCACAACAGACCCAACCGCCUCUGCUCCUCAUCCCACACCAGCAGCAGUACUCGCAUAUCGUAUUCCCGAAACCCAUGAACGGGUCAGAAUUGGUUUCCAUUCAUCCGGAGAGGGGUACUAUGAAAGACCAAGAUGCCAUUAAACUAUUUAUUGGACAAAUACCGCGUACCCUCGAGGAGAAGGACCUGAGACCGCUGUUCGAACAGUUUGGGAAAAUCCACGAGCUGACAGUUCUGAAGGACCGAUACAGCGGCAUGCACAAAGGCUGUGCAUUCCUUACCUACUGUGCCAGAGAGUCGGCCAUCAAAGCUCAGAACGCCCUGCAUGAACAGAAGACCCUGCCAGGGAUGACUCGUCCAAUCCAGGUGAAGCCUGCCGACAGUGAGAGUCGUGGAGAAGACAGGAAGUUGUUUGUGGGCAUGCUUAACAAGCAGCAGUCGGAGGAGGAUGUGUAUCACCUGUUUGAGCCGUACGGAGUCAUCGAGGAGUGUACUGUCCUCAGGGGUCCUGAUGGAAAUAGCAAAGGCUGUGCGUUUGUAAAGUUCUCUACACAUGCAGAAGCCCAGUCUGCAAUCAUUGCUCUGCACGGCAGCCAGACCUCACCAGGCUCCUCGUCCAGCCUGGUGGUGAAGUUUGCCGACACGGACAAGGAGCGCACCGUCCGGCGCAUGCAGCAGAUUGUUGGACAGUUUGGGAUCUUCAACCCUGCUGUCGCCCUGCCCUUCACCUCCUACAGCAGCUAUGCACAUGCGCUGAUGCAGCAGCAGACAGCCAUCAUGACAGGGGGGCAGGGAGGGCACCUGGCCCCCUGCAUCUCCUACCCCACCACCCAGCUCCACCACAUGGGGGCGCUCAGCCUCAAUGGCCUCCAGCACACGUCUCUGGGUGGGGCCGCAGACUUCCACCAGGCCCUGGGCCUCAGCUCUCCUCCAGCCAGUCUCUCAAGCUCUGUUCCCAGCCUGAUGAGUCCCCUGGUGAACGGCUUCGCCCCCCUGGCCAGCCCGCACACCGGCCCCCCCUCCCUGGAGCCUUUAUACACCAAUGGCCUCCCCCCAUACUCCACCCACAGCCCCGCCCCCGACAGCCUGCAGCCGGCCUACACUGGGGUGCAGCAGUUCACAGCAAUCUACCCCUCCCCCAGCCUUCCCCCUCAGGCCCUGCAGCACCAGCAGAGAGAAGGACCAGAGGGCUGUAACCUCUUCAUCUACCACCUGCCUCAGGAGUUCGGGGACAGCGAGCUCCUGCAGAUGUUUCUCCCUUUCGGCAGCAUCAUCUCCUCCAAGGUGUUCAUGGACCGUGCCACCAACCAGAGCAAGUGCUUCGGAUUUGUUAGUUUCGACAACCCAAGCAGCGCCCAGGCAGCCAUCCAGGCCAUGAACGGCUUCCAGAUCGGCAUGAAGAGACUGAAGGUGCAGCUCAAGAGGCCCAAGGAUGCCAGCAGACCGUACUGACCCACACCAGGUCUGUAAUUGGCUGGUCUCUCUUCGGGGCAGGAUAUCUCGCAGGAGUUCAGCUUUUUAUUUAUUUUGAUAAGGAAAUUAUGUUUGAAGAAAACAAAAACAUCAAUACAAAAGUAUUUCCGAAGACAUAUCAGCAUUUACUUAUGUAGACGCGGGUUACCUUGGCGACAGAUGGCGCAACGGGGUGGUUGCCACGACAACGUACACACAGAUGACGCAGAAAGAGGCAGGUCAAGAUGAGAACAGAGUUAGGAUAAUUCCUGACAGAACAGAGUUAGGAUCAUUCCUGACAGAACAGAGUUAGGAUCAUUCCUGACAGAACAGAGUUAGGAUCAUUCCUGACAGAACAGAGUUAGGGUCAGCCCUGACAGAACAUCGUUAGGGUCAGCCCUGACAGAACUCAACUGUUAGUUAAGCAACAAACUAACUAAAAAAGCAGCAACAACAUAUAUAUUUCUAUAAUGUAUUAUACACACACACACACAUACACAGUUAGCAGCUGUCACCACUAGACUAAUUAGGGUCGACACUUGAAGAUCAAAGUGUGGAUUUAACGCUCCACUUUUCACACUGAGGGGUCUCUCUCUUCCUCUCUUCCUUCCCUCUCUUCAUCUUUCUUCCUUCCCUCUCUAUCUUUCUUCCUUCCCUCUCUUCAUCUUUCUUCCUUCCCUCUCUUUAUCUUUCUUCCUUCCCUCUCUUCUCUCCUCCUCUCUCCUCCUCCUCUCAUCCCCUCUCUUUCUAUCCAAAUCCAUCUUCUUUAGACCAGAGAGGUUACCAUUAGCAACAGAAUAAGGAACCAAAGAACUAAACGUGUAUUAUUCUCAGCAGUGACAGAGGCUGACCCCUGACCCCCGACCCAACCCUGACGUACUGAUGAUACUAAUACCACUAAGUACUAUUAAUGAUAUUACAAGUUUAAACUUAUAAGGAAACAGUAACUUCAGGUUGAAAGAAGAAACCACAUCAGUUUUGUUCCUUAUACAUUUAUAGCUAUUGCCAGGUAUAUUUAAACAAAAAGAGAAAAAAACAAACAAAUAUUUUUAAAAGCAAUUAUAUUUUAGUGGUGUAGAAUGUGGGGUUUAGAGCUUGUUUGGGGCAUGCUCAGAUCAUUCAUGACAUACCAUCUGGAACAUUCCAUCCACAACAUCACAUGACAUGUGCUCCGUUGCUAGGCGCCCACAGCAGCGAGGGGGCUCCACACGGUUGGGCUCCUUACUCCUUACUUACCUUACCAGCACCUCCUUACCUUAAUCCUUACUGCCUUUCCUUGGACAACAACAGGAGAGAAGAGGAGGUAGGAGAGGAUGAGAGGAGGUUGUUGACAAAGGAGAAGGGGAUGGUGAGAGAGGAGAACCUUCCUCGGAACCCUCCACCCUCCUGCUCUAGAACCCUCCUUUUUUAGAACCUUUCCCUCCACCCACUGGAAAUCUACUGCAGGUAUCUUCUAAAUUAUUCAAAUCAAAUUAAACGUGGCCUUUAAAAUAGCGUAGGUUGAGUACCAAUUAAACGUGGCAACUUUGUGUUUAUGUAGACGUGUGUCAGGAAUAAAAUGAGCAAGAGAUGAGGUGUUGUGACAAGAGAGCAGAACCGUAACCAGAACCAGCUCCACAACAGAACCAGCCCCACAGUAGAACCAGCUCCACAACAGAACCAGCCCCACAGCAGAACUAGGGCCACAGUAGGCUGGUGAGGAGGGGGGUGGGGGUGAGGAGGGUUUGAGUCCGUCUACAGAGCCGGGUCAAGGCACCACUACCUAUGAUGUUAUCACACUGCCAUUAUUGAACCAACUUCCCGUUUGUCAUCAUUAUUCAGCCAUCGCCGCAAAUAUACUUUUCUGACCAUGCCCAAUAGAGAGCCCAGGGGUUCAAGGUUAUAAAGACAAUGGUAAUACUGGUAUUAAGUUUGUAUGUAAAAGCACAGAAACUUUCUAGGGGGUUACUAUGGAGGGGGUUUGCACUGUUAAACUUCUGGUUCAUCAGCACAAUGCAUAAAAAAUAUAUGAGAAAAGAUACUGAAUCUGUCGACUUGACUGGCACUGAAGCAAAGCUGUCUUCAAAAACUGGAGGAUAAACGCUGUUUACAGGUCCUUCUGAAAGGGGAAUGCGCCCUCUGCCUGUGUGGCAGUGUCAUAACAGCAUGGUACACAAUGGGGAACAUAAUUUUUUUUAUAUAAAAAAAUAAAAUGUGUUCUGUCAUAGUCUGAGAAACCAAACAUUGAGUCCUGUUGACGUUUCUUGAAAACUUGCUGCUUAGAUCAUUUCAUACUCACUAUUAAAAGGAUUGUUUUAUAAUUAUUUAUUUGAUCAAGUAAUUACUUGAUGUCAAGGGUAUAUAUUUAUGUAAUAAUCUAUUUGCUUAUUUAGCCAAUUAUUUAUCUAAUUUAAUCAGUUUUAUUUCAUGGUUAUGUUAAGGUAUUUAUCAAACAGAAAUGCUUGUUGGGGCUUUUCUCUUUAUCUCCUUUUUUUCAAUUUUACAAUAAAAAUA
Messenger RNA from Hypomesus transpacificus, 3998 nucleotides. It is a transcript of the gene celf5a, whose product is annotated as cugbp, Elav-like family member 5a. The transcript is spliced from 12 exons. Bases 129 to 1505 code for a protein of 458 amino acids. Gene Ontology annotation, molecular function: mRNA binding. Gene Ontology annotation, biological process: regulation of alternative mRNA splicing, via spliceosome; mRNA splice site recognition. The record is from RefSeq and is a predicted model, not a curated record. Lineage: Eukaryota; Metazoa; Chordata; Actinopteri; Osmeriformes; Osmeridae. Gene Ontology annotation, cellular component: nucleus; ribonucleoprotein complex; cytoplasm.